Messenger RNA from Penicillium canariense, 1758 nucleotides. RefSeq names its product transcription factor TFIIIB subunit BDP1. Bases 1 to 1758 code for a protein of 585 amino acids. Gene Ontology annotation, cellular component: transcription factor TFIIIB complex. The transcript has 2 exons. Lineage: Eukaryota; Fungi; Ascomycota; Eurotiomycetes; Eurotiales; Aspergillaceae. Gene Ontology annotation, molecular function: RNA polymerase III general transcription initiation factor activity; TFIIIC-class transcription factor complex binding. The record is from RefSeq and is a predicted model, not a curated record. Gene Ontology annotation, biological process: transcription by RNA polymerase III; RNA polymerase III preinitiation complex assembly.
AUGAAGUCCUUCUCGAGCUCGGCAGUUAAUAAAUCGGGCAAGAAGUUUGCGCCGAAGGCGCAGCCCCGCCGCGGCGCGCCCGGCCCUGCUGCGCCUGCGCGAAGGCCCAGUGCAGCUCAGCAGUCUCAGGCGCAAGCUGCGCAGGCUCAACAACAGGAGAAGGAAAUUACAAAAUCAGUUCCGCCGCCCUCUGUGUCGUCCGCAGAGCCUGAGCACCCUGUGACAGAGGCAGCUCCGGCUGCGAUCGCAGAUUCGACCCAAGCAGCACCAGUCGCCUCGAAAUCAGCAACCGCUAUCCCGAUUCCCCUUCCAAAACGCAAAGUAUCGAUUUCCAAAACCGUUCCCGAUGCGGCAGUUGCACCUGCAAUCACCUCUACCAGCAUACCUGACACUCCACCAUCCUCCCGCACUUUGUCCACCGAAGCGUAUGUGGUACCUUCAAUCGAAGACGAUGCUCCGCAACCGACAUCAGUAGGAGUUACCGCCGAAGCUGCCGCAGCACCGCUACCUACAGACGAUAGCUUUUUCCCAGAUGAAGCCCUCUCUCCCCGCCAAUCCGUGUCGGAACCUCAAGUCACACCCUCUGCUCCGGUUGCAGGUCGACCUUUGAAAUGGGCAAAGAAAACAUCUGAGAUCACCGGAACACGUGGAAGGGGCCCUGUGCAUGCUAUUGCUCCCCCUGCCCCAUCCACGGCGUCGAGCGAGACGCCCGGGGGAUCCCUGGUACCCGUGACGCCAGAGGCGAGUCAAGAAACCGCGAAAGGCAAAAAGCGAAAGGCAUCCAAGGCCUCUACUUCAGAUGCUGGCCCUGACUCCGAGAAGUCCAAGCGUCGCCAGAGGAAGCGCGAACCGACUCCUGAAGGCGCAGAGAUGGUGGAGAUUCUACCUAAUGUGGUCAGGAUGUCGGAGCUUUGUAAAGAUCUAAAGACCGGUAGAAAGUCGAAGCGCGAGACCGAAUUGCGCAAGUUGGAAUUGGAGGAACAAGAACGCAAGCAAAAGGCGCAGGAGGAAGGCUCGACUACCGCAACGCCGAAGAAAACGAAUAAUCCAGAUGCCAACAAAACCGACCGGCUUCAGGAUCUCAAGCCCCAAUCCGCUGGCCCGGUCAUGCGCAUUGUGAAUGGCGAGAUUGUGCUGGACAAUGCCUCACUAGAGGUGGAUCGUCAUGCCGACGCGGCACGAACUGCAGGAGACCUUGAAGACGUGGUGGAAAACCAGCUUACCCGCAAAGUCAACCAGGCCACAUAUGGCAAACGCACCAAGACCGAAGCGUGGGACGAAGAGAUGACCGAUCUCUUCUACCGUGGCUUGCGCAUGUUCGGCACUGAUUUUAUGGUUAUCAGCAAGCUGUUCCCGGGGCGCUCUCGCCGCCAGAUCAAGCUGAAGUUCAACAAUGAAGAGCGCAAGGAUCCCCAGCGGAUCAAAGAUACUCUUCUUGGACCGCGCGAGACCAUCGAUAUCGCAACCUACUCAGAGAUGACCAACCAGGUUUAUGAUGAUCCCAAGAUCAUUCAGCAGGAACUUGAUGACGAAAAGAAACGUAUUGAGGAGCAACACGAGAAGGAGAAAAAGCUCCAGGAAGAAAUGAUGCGCAAUCCAACUGGCGCGGGCGCCGACGAGAACGCUACCUCGAAUGGCGACAAGGCCAACGGCGUCACGAUCAAGGGUAAACGGAACAGCAAGAGGAACUUGAAGAACGCAGCCGGUGGAGGUACAGAAGAAGUCCUUGGUUCUAUCGACGAUAUUCCAAUGGCUUGA